AUGGAUUCCGCUGAGGUACCUGAUCCUGGGGACCUUGCAGCCUUGCUCACCGAGCAAGCACGUCAGCUACACCAGCUUCGAGCCCUGCUCCUGCAACUCCAGUCAGCUCAGCAGCAAUCGCCACCACAGCCUGCUGUCGCUUCCCGCUCUUGUUUCCGCCUGUCCUUGCCGGACAAGUAUGAUGGAGACUCCAAGCUGUGCCGUGGGUUCCUGACACAAUGCUUCUUGCAUCUCGAGUUGAUGGCAGACCUGUUCCCCUCAGAAUGUGCCAAAGUGGUGUUCAUAGUCAGCCUACUCUCCGGGAGGGCUCUGGCCUGGGCUACGCCGCUAUGGGACCGCAACGAUCCUGCCACUGCCAAUGUCCACUCCUUCCUACGGGAAUUCCGGACUUUUUUGAGGAACCUGCCCGGGUUGCCUCUGCAGAGACUGCUUUAUUAA
Messenger RNA from Hyla sarda, 438 nucleotides. RefSeq names its product protein LDOC1-like. The record is from RefSeq and is a predicted model, not a curated record. Bases 1 to 438 code for a protein of 145 amino acids. The transcript has a single exon. NCBI's taxonomy places the organism in Eukaryota, Metazoa, Chordata, Amphibia, Anura, Hylidae.